AUGAUCUCGAGAUCGUCUCUCGCCAAAAGCGCGCAGCAGGCCGUCCGUCGGCCCUGCAGCGUCCAGUCCUUGCAGCGCCGUGGGUUCGCUGCCGCUGCCGCGACGGGAGCCUUCGAGACGACGGAUGUGUCCGGGUUGAAGGUUGCUUCAAGGGAUGCUCAUGGUCCGACUACCAAACUGGCCAUUGUUGCCAAGGCUGGUACGCGAUACCAGCCACUACCCGGCUUGACUAACACCCAACGACGAUCUGCGCUCCGUAUCACUCGUGAAUCCGAACUUCUUGGCGGCCAAUUGAAUGCCUCUCAUACCAGAGAGGCUCUCGUCCUUGAGGCCAGCUUCCUCCGCGAGGAUCUACCUUACUUUGCCGAACUCCUCGCCGAAGUGGUCUCCAUGACCAAGUACACCACUCAUGAGUUCCACGAAGAUGUCGAGCGGGUUCUCCACCUCAAGCAGGCCGCACUCAACGCUAACGUUGCUGCUCUUGCCUUGGACAACGCUCACGCGGUUGCCUUCCACAAUGGCCUUGGUGCUUCAGUCUAUCCCUCGUCCCUAUCACCCGUCCAGAAGUAUCUCAACGAGGAGUACAUUGCUAGCUACGCCGAUGUCGUGUACUCUAAACCUAAUAUUGCCAUCGUCGCCGAUGGUGCCUCCACUGAUGCCCUAACCAACUGGGUCGGUCAGUUCUUCAAGGACGUGCCUGCCAAAUCUCUGAACGGCCAGACCCUCAAGGCUGAGGCUUCAAAGUACCACGGUGGUGAACAGCGAACAAGUCACCCUGGCGGCAACGCCAUGGUCAUUGCUUUCCCUGGAUCCGAUGCCUCUGGCUCCAAGCCCGAGAUUGCCGUUUUGGCUGCUCUGCUUGGUGGUCAGCCCACAAUCAAGUGGUCUCCUGGCUUCAGCCUGCUCUCCAAGGCUACCGCUGGAACAUCUGGUCUCUCUGUCUCUGCUUCCAACCUCGCUUACUCUGAUGCUGGUCUCUUGACCGUCCAGCUGUCCGGCACCGCUGCCUCUGUGCGCAAGGGUGCUGAGGAGACGGCCAAGGCCCUGAAGAGCAUUGCUGACGGCACCGUUAGCAAGGAGGACAUUACCAAGGCCGUUGCCAAUGCCAAGUUCGACAUUCUGGAGAAGGCUCAGCUGCGUUCACCUAGCCUUUUGCAGGCCGGGUCCGGCCUUGUCAAUAGCGGCAAGGCUUCCGAACUCGCCGCUCUCGCCAAGGGAAUUGAUGGCGUUACUGCUGAUAAACUGAAGACUGGCGAGAAACUAACGUCCAUUGUGCCGCAGGCUGCCAAGUCUCUCCUGGAUGGCAAGGCCACAGUUUCCACUGUCGGUGACUUGUUUGUGCUGCCGUAUGCUGAGGAGAUUGGUCUUCAGGUAUAA
Molecule: messenger RNA, 1377 nt
Organism: Metarhizium brunneum ARSEF 3297
Lineage: Eukaryota; Fungi; Ascomycota; Sordariomycetes; Hypocreales; Clavicipitaceae
Source: RefSeq, a predicted model, not a curated record